Molecule: messenger RNA, 1531 nt
Organism: Impatiens glandulifera
Lineage: Eukaryota; Viridiplantae; Streptophyta; Magnoliopsida; Ericales; Balsaminaceae
Product: phosphatidylinositol:ceramide inositolphosphotransferase 1-like
Exons: 12
Coding region: 365-1297 (310 amino acids)
Biological process (GO): ceramide biosynthetic process
Cellular component (GO): Golgi membrane; endoplasmic reticulum membrane; trans-Golgi network
Molecular function (GO): inositol phosphoceramide synthase activity; sphingomyelin synthase activity; ceramide cholinephosphotransferase activity
Source: RefSeq, a predicted model, not a curated record
UUAACAAAACAAAAACAAUGGCCGGCCCUCUUCAUUUUCUCUUUCUUUUAUUCUCCUCUUCUUCUUCUUCUUUUGAUUCUCUCUCUCUCUCUCUCUUACACAACGAGAUUCAUCUCAUUAUUCAUGUCUUCUUAUUCAACGAUUUUUGAGUUUCUCGAUUCAUAAUCAUCUCAGAUUCAUCACUUGCGAGGUCUUCUUCUUUUCAGAUCUCUGCUUCAAAUCAUCGCUGUUAUAUAUCAUCUCUUCUUUUGAUUUAUAAGCCAAUUCAACUAUUACAAGAGAAUUUGGCCUUUGUCAUGACUGAUGGUGACAUCAAACGUCGGAUUUUGAUGUAAUAUGGCAUUUGUCCUUAUACGUAUUGAAAAUGUCGCUUUACAUUGGUCGCGAGGCUUCUAAGCUAUGGAAGAGAGUUUGUGCAGAAAUCACUACAGAGAUCAGCCUUCUGCAGGAGAACUGGAAGUAUCUUCUUGCAGGAAUCUUGUGUCAGUACAUUCAUGGGGUUGCUGCUAGAGGAGUCCAUUAUUUACAUCGACCAGGGCCAAUUCUUCAGGAUGUUGGCUUUUAUCUUCUUCCGGAACUUGGACAGGAUAAAGCUUAUAUAAGUGAGGCUGUAUUCAAUUCUGUCUUCAUAUCCUUUUUCCUGUGGACUUUUCAUCCUUUUAUCUUCAAGAGCAAGAAGAUCUAUACAGUUCUCAUAUGGUGCAGAGUUCUUGCUUUUCUGGUGUUUUCUCAAAUGCUUCGGAUAUUUACAUUCUAUUCUACCCAGCUCCCUGGGCCUAAUUAUCAUUGCCAUGUGGGUUCAAAGCUUGCAACACUGCCUCCUCCAAAGAACGCUUUAGAAGUUUUGGUGUUAAUUCCUAGUGGAAUAUUAUACGGUUGUGGUGAUUUGAUAUUUUCAUCCCAUAUGAUCUUCUCGCUUGUAUUUGUGCGCACAUAUCAGAAAUACGGGACGAGAAGGUUCAUUAAGCAAUGUGCUUGGUUAACAGUUGUGAUUCAAAGUUUGUUAAUCGUGGCAUCCCGAAAACAUUAUACAGUUGAUGUUGUCGUGGCAUGGUAUACUGUUAAUUUGGUAGUUUUCUUUCUAGACAAUAAACUGCCAGAACUGCCUGACCGAACCGGAGCUGCAGCAUUCUUGCUGCCUGUUAGCAAAGAUAACAACAAGACUAAAGAAGAGAGUCACAAGCUUAUUAAUGGGAACUCUGGCGAACCAUUGGAUAAUAGGAGAUCGAGAAAUCCAAUGAAUGGUAAGAAUGGCGAAGAUGGAAACACAGGUGGGCAUGGCGAUACAGAGGGAUGAAUGGCGGACAAUUCUUUUCAAAUAAAGCUAAUACGUAAUGGCGUGGAGGAGGGUUUGGUCUAUCUAAUUGUGUUCGUCUUCUUGUUUUUCUUCAUAAGGUUUAGUAUUAGUAUUAGUAGCAGUAGUAGGUUAAUGUAUGUUGUUGGAUUUGGUUUUAUGUUUUUAAUGGUUUUAAUUCAUUGUUUCCUUCUCCUCCCAAGCUUACGAAAUGAAAAGAAUGUUUGUCCUAUUCUU